AGCUGAGGUGGAGACAGAACGGAACGGGACAGUUUCAGGUUGGGUUGAGGUAACGACAGCUCAGGGACACUCUGCAAUCAGGAUUCUGCUGGAGCUGGUUAUAGCAGAGCACAUCCCGAGCGCAGCAUUUUUCCUCUGAGAAACCCCACCAUGAUGAGGCCGCAGAGUCCCCAGACCUCAAGGAAGUACUCAGGAGAGCUGCAUAGACACUACACCUCCACGCACACCCCUCUGAGCCUGGAAAAACAGCGGUCCCUGGAGCUGGACAAGUUUUACGAGCUGGCCCAGAAGCAACGCAAGUUUUACCAGGACAAGACUGGGACACUUCACCCCAUUCCCUACUUCUUGCUGCCUAAGGAGGAGGAGGAGAAAUAUCCACACCCACUGGACCUGCCUGAACCCAGUGCAAAGACACGAUGGCACUUAGAGCGUGUGUCCCCAGAGAACCUGCACACCUACCAGACAUUCCCAUCAGGCAAGAGGGUCACUGCAGAGGAGAGAGUGGUCCGCGACAGCUUCUUUGAGUACAGGGGAUAAGCAACAGCAUCCUUUAGUAGAAAGCUGGUUUCCCAGCUGGGGAGGGUGUGAUGGUUAAUAAAGCUGAGAUAAAGGAGA
Messenger RNA from Coturnix japonica (Japanese quail), 615 nucleotides. RefSeq names its product ciliary microtubule inner protein 2C (gene CIMIP2C). NCBI's taxonomy places the organism in Eukaryota, Metazoa, Chordata, Aves, Galliformes, Phasianidae. The record is from RefSeq and is a predicted model, not a curated record.